AUCAUGGCUCUGUUAUUUUGAUAUGUAAAACAGAUAUAAUCACAUCUGAUCAACCGUUCUGUAAUCAUCACGCUGUUAUCAAUGACUUCAGCCACAGGAACUGACGAUCCACCAGAGGGUGCUGGUGCUCGCGGCGUGCCACCCGUCAUCGAGGCCAUGAUAUCUAGAAUAGCGAAUAGUAAUUGUCGAUUGAAGAACCAGCAGAUCGGCGAACCUGACCUGACGACAGACGAGAAGCAUGUGUUCGUGAAGGGCGUGUUCACGAACAACCCCGCAGCAUUCCUCUCGCGGUUCUGGAAGGCGCUGCUCCCCGAAGACAUGCAGAACUUCGUCGACUCUGUCGCCGACUACGAGUUGCAGUUUUAUCGCUGCCAGGUGGCGUCGCUGCACCAACCCGCGCGCGAGAGAUCGAGCAGAAAUCUGGUGAGAAAUCGGCGCUACAAUGCAAUCAAGGGGUUGACGGCGGAGGGAUAUUUCUCCGACGACUCGAUGAUGCAGCGAAACCCGCUGAUGUAUCAGCAGAUGGUCGGCCAGUACUUGACCGAAGAAGAGAGAAACGAGCAGAUAAAAGCUCGGCAACGGGAACUCGACGGUCGUAUAUCGAACGUGCUCAUGAACUGCAUAGACAACGAAGCGAUGCAACGGACAAAGGACUACGAGCUGGAUCUGGAAGAAGGAGCUAUGGAGGAAGAAGAGGAUGAUGAAGAAGAGGAGGAUGAGGAGAAGGAGGAGGAGGAAGGAGACGGUGAUGAAGAGGUGGACAAAAAUUACAAACGGUCUCCUUCAACUCUGGAUCAGCGGGAGAAAGAUAUGCUGAAAAGUGAAUUUCUACACGUUAUGCAUGAACGAUUUCUCAGUGGCAGUGAUGUUGAUUUUGAUUACAGCACCAUUGACAGCAACACGGACUAUGAUGACCUACAGACCAUAGGACGCGACGAAGAAGAUAAAUACUUCGAUGAAGAGGAACCGUUUAGUUUUCGACAGAAAUUAUCAGC
This is a messenger RNA of Priapulus caudatus, 995 nucleotides long. Its product is annotated as coiled-coil domain-containing protein 97-like. The record is from RefSeq and is a predicted model, not a curated record. NCBI's taxonomy places the organism in Eukaryota, Metazoa, Priapulida, Priapulimorpha, Priapulimorphida, Priapulidae.